UGUCUUUCUCUGUUUUACUUCGAUGGUGUCUUACGUAAGGUAUCGUUUUGAUUCAAGGCAUUUAAAUCUACAUUUUCUCCAAGUGUGUAGCGUUUCAGCCGCGGCUAACGCCGUAUUAGCCACCUAUUUCAGGCUUCCCUAGGGAGUUCAAGUCCAGUUGGCUCUUUAUCGUCAGAGGACCAUGACUUUGACCCCACGGCAGAAAUGUUAGUUCAUGAGUAUGAUGACGAGAGGACUCUGGAGGAGGAAGAGUCUCUGGAGGGAGGGAGGAAUUUCCGCUCUGAAAUUGCAGACCUGGAAAAGGAGGGAAACAUGCCUUUGGAAGAAUUACUGGCCAUUUAUCGCUAUGAGGCCUCGGCAGGCUCCAGUAUAGACAGCUCCUCUGGUGACCUGACUGAUGAGUUGCCUGACAUGACGUUGGACAAGGAGGAAAUAGCUAAAGACCUGCUGUCUGGGGACUACGAGGAGGAAACCCAGUCCUCAGCUGAUGAUCUAACUCCUUCAGUCACCUCUCACGAGGCUACUGAUUUCUUCCCAAGAACACUUCGAUCCAAUGCUAUCUCUGACGGUGAUAAAGAGUCAGAGUGUGAUGAAGAUGGCCCAAGCCCAGAGGACUCUAGAAAGGAAAUAAUGGUGGGAACACAGUACCAAGCAGAGGUUCCGUCUUGCCUCUGUCACUACAAAGAUGGAGAAAAAGUUUACGAAGAUGAAGACGAGUUAUUAUGGAGCCCAGGUACAUUGCCAGAAAACAAGGUUAGGAGUUUCCUGUCUGAAGUGUUGUCACGGACAACAGAUGAAAAGACAGGGUGUGACAAACCAGGGAUGCAUGUUCGAGACAACGAGCAGGCUUUACGCGAGCUUGUCAAGUGCAACUACAACACCCGUGAAGCACUAGAAAGAUACUGCAGCCGGGUAAAGUCUUCAAAAGAAAAAUCACCUCCGUGGUCAGAAGAGGAGUGCAAGAACUUUGAACACGCACUACAGAUGUAUGACAAGAAUUUUCACCUCAUACAGAAACAUAAAGUUACAACACGAACAGUAGCAGAGUGUGUGGCGUUUUACUACAUGUGGAAGAAAUCGGAGCGCUUUGACUUCUUCGUGCAGCAGAAUCGAUUCGGGAAGAAGAAGUACAGCAGCUAUCCUGGUGUAACUGACUUGAUGGACCGGCUGGUGGAUGAAGCAGAGGGACUGGCAGUGGACAGUUCCUCCUCUGUGUGUUCAGGAGCAGGUGGAGGAGGAAGGCUGGAGACCACCACAGACCAACAGCUCAGCCUGCUCAACUCAAUCACUGCCAGCGACCUCACAGCUUUGAGUAACAGUGUAGCCACGGUGUGCAGCCCUGCAGAGGUUAGUUGUCUGGACUCCUACAGCUUUCCUCCACUGGAAAGUCUCCACCGCGGAUCCCUGAACCACGACGAAUCCCUCGGUUUCCCAUCUAACGGUGCAGACCCCGACUGCCUCAACAUGCUCGACGCCGGCUUCUACCACUCCGAGCUGGGCCAGCUAGGAGGAGUGUGCGUCAACAAGGACUGCGAGCGGCCCUCCAAGAGACUCAAGAUGGCUCUGCCUGACUCCUUUAUCAGUGACGUGUCUGUGGGCAACCUUGGAGUGGACUUCGAAGCGCGACGGACAGCGGCGCACCACCACCGAAUCACCGGUGCCAAAAUGGCAGUGUCCGUCACAGACUUUGGGAGCUUGGCUGGCAGCGGCGAGCCCAACGGGUUUCUGGGAGCACAUGCACGACACCACACACAGCACACAGCAGCACUUCAGUCAGAGUGAUCUUCCUCAUGUUCUUCCCUUUUGAAACCCCUUAUACCGCUUGUACAUAAGACUGACCUCACUGGAGAAUUCGAUUUGUUUAAAUUCUAUUAUAUAUAUAUAUAUAUAUAUAUAUAUACAUAUCUAUAUAUAUGUAUAUGAAUAUACUUUUUUGUUUUCAUUUGUGUAAUAUGACAUCAGUGAUGUCUUCAUAUAGAACUAAAUCUUGAUUUCUCUCAAGAGUUUAUAUAGCCAUUUAUUUUAUUUUUGUUUUGCGGUCUUGAGAUGUGUAACGUCCAUGUACAGUGGGGCCCAGAGGCUGCAGUGGAAGAGUUGUGUAUCUUCAUCCCUC
This is a messenger RNA of Larimichthys crocea (large yellow croaker), 2113 nucleotides long. It is a transcript of the gene mier3b, whose product is annotated as mesoderm induction early response 1, family member 3 b. The transcript is spliced from 13 exons. The record is from RefSeq and is a predicted model, not a curated record. Lineage: Eukaryota; Metazoa; Chordata; Actinopteri; Sciaenidae. Gene Ontology annotation, cellular component: nucleoplasm. Bases 205 to 1782 code for a protein of 525 amino acids. Gene Ontology annotation, biological process: negative regulation of transcription by RNA polymerase II. Gene Ontology annotation, molecular function: histone deacetylase binding; transcription corepressor activity.